This is a messenger RNA of Monosiga brevicollis MX1, 1251 nucleotides long. RefSeq lists its product as uncharacterized. The transcript has 3 exons. Lineage: Eukaryota; Choanoflagellata; Craspedida; Salpingoecidae. Bases 1 to 1251 code for a protein of 416 amino acids. The record is from RefSeq and is a predicted model, not a curated record.
AUGGUUCAGCUACGCUCAGCCAAAUCCACGUCGCCCGGUGGUGAUAAGGGGGCUGCUGCAAGCCAGGGUAACUCCACGCCACGUGGCGCAGGUCGUUCCAAGCCUGGCUCUGCUGCUGCCACCCCCACACCCAGCCGGAAAACUCGAGCCGCUGCUCAGACCCCCAAGACCCCAAAGACCCCAAAGACCCCAAAGACCCCAAAGACCCCAAAGACCCCGAGAACUCCUCGAUCAAAGCAGGCACUCACUCCUCAGAACAACCAGACUGCUGAUUCCAAGACGGCCUCUGCUCAAAAAACAACUUCGAAGACUGCCACCAGCCCCGCGGCCACGAACAUUUCAGAUGCUGGUCAAACCGCGCCCGCUCAGACGCCCAAGACGAGCAGCACACCCCAGUCUAGCCAGAAGAAGCACGCCACCCCCAAGAACCGUAAGACCCCAACACAUCAGAAGAAGCAGAGCACUCCGCAAAGUAAUCGACCACAGCAUGCGAAGAAGAGUGCCAAGCGCACCGCCCCCGCGGAAAUCAGCUUCAAGGCGAGCCGUGCCCAAGUCCUAGAAGCCCAGCAAGCCAUCGAAGAAGCCUCUGCGGCCGCCGAUGCUAGCCGUGCUGCGAAAAUCUCUGCCGCUGGCAAACGUCACGUCAAAGAGCGCAAGUAUGUUCCGCCCCGGUGUCGCGUGGCCCUCCCCACAGCAAGACCAGUGCUCAUCGACCCCGAUGCACGCCUUGUCCCCUUUUGUAGGGCUGCUCUCAAGGCCAAGGCCAAGGCCCCGGAUGGUGAUGUGAAGCAAGCCUUUGCCGAGCUCGAAAAGACAGCACCCGUAGAUGCCACAGAACCAGACAUGGACAUGGCCGAUGACGAAGACAUUGAGGCUGGUUUCGAGGUUCCCCGACCGAAGCGUGCCAAACAGAGCCAAGGUUUGCACUUUCGACCAUCCCUGUGCCUGUCUAUGUACAUGCCCUCACGUUCUCGUGUUGGAUUCGAAAUUGGCGUAGCCCGCCCGCCUACCCACCAGCGUGAGAUCACCCGCAAGGUUGGCACCAAUCUAUCCGUUCAAGUUCUGAACAAUGAUGGCCCUGCGGCUCGUCAACCUAGUCGCAGCGCAGCCAAGUUUCUCGCCAUGAAAAGUGGCAGCAACGUCAACCGCUCCCGUGACAUGGUAAUGGUGGCGCGAGGUCGCCAGGGCUUGAGCCGUGAUUUUGGUGCCAAGAAGCAACAACGCGUGGUUGCGCGGCCCAGUGGACUCUGA